AUGAAGGUUACAUGUGUCACAACUGGUGUGGAGGGAGGCAGGCAGGUGGUGAAUGAACAGGUAGCCUCCGGGAGGUUCGAUACGCAGGAGCCAAGUACUAUGGUGGAAUUGAGUCAGGUCGUGCAUGCUUCUGUGAAGAAGUUCAUGGAGACAGAUUUUGCCUUCCUCCUUUAUUUGUGCGAGCUAGACUUGGAGGGCCUUCGCCAGUUGUGUCGUGAUCCUGACGCCGCGGAAAACCGUCCUGAGGGUGACCCUCUCAAAGUUGGAUCUUCCUCCACUACUCUCGGUAAGUGA
This is a messenger RNA of Lactuca virosa, 294 nucleotides long. Lineage: Eukaryota; Viridiplantae; Streptophyta; Magnoliopsida; Asterales; Asteraceae. The record is from the annotation of a GenBank genome assembly.